Messenger RNA from Penicillium concentricum, 411 nucleotides. RefSeq lists its product as uncharacterized. The transcript has 3 exons. The record is from RefSeq and is a predicted model, not a curated record. Bases 1 to 411 code for a protein of 136 amino acids. NCBI's taxonomy places the organism in Eukaryota, Fungi, Ascomycota, Eurotiomycetes, Eurotiales, Aspergillaceae.
AUGUGCAUGUAUGAUUAUGCGCAACGUCAAUAUGAGAAUAGGACCCAGCAUGCCAUUUUCGGUCUUUCUACCGACAAUGAGCAGUUCCAUUUUCUACGAAUCAACAGCGAAGGACAAUGGUCCCGACGAGACAUGAAUUACAGAGCUCGUCAUGAAAUCGGUGAAACACUUGCCUAUAUCCAUACACAAGCUUCUAUUCUAUCCACCCGCGAAGGAAGCCAUGGAUCGGAAGGCCACGAUGGACCUAAGAAGUCCCGUUCACAGCGCCGAACAGAUCGGAACCUCUCAACAAACGACAAGGAUGACAGCUCCACGAUAGACUGGUCAGUAUUUCAAGUGGAGGAAAACAUGUGUUGGAGCGAUGAAUCAGAUGAAGAUGACAGCGCAUCUGAUGAUGAGUAUGAGGGUUAA